Messenger RNA from Doryrhamphus excisus (bluestripe pipefish), 5758 nucleotides. RefSeq names its product oxysterol-binding protein-related protein 10. The record is from RefSeq and is a predicted model, not a curated record. Lineage: Eukaryota; Metazoa; Chordata; Actinopteri; Syngnathiformes; Syngnathidae. Gene Ontology annotation, cellular component: membrane; cytosol. Gene Ontology annotation, molecular function: cholesterol binding.
CCCACCAACAACGCUGUAUAGUUCAGACUCUUGUGCUUCACUGCAGAGACGAGAGAGCUACACAAAACCGAGGAACAUGUCAGCUUUUCUACGCAGCCGUGGACAUUCGUAUCCACGUCACGGCGCGGUCACGACAAAUCCCGAGCUUCCAGUCGACGCCGUUUCAAUUUCCACUUCAAUGUGUUGGUGAAAACCUUCCCCCCCCUCCCCCCCUCCUUCCCUUCCAUCCCCUCCUCUUCCUCCUCUCAGCUGUCCCGUCGCCAGCAUGGACAAGACGCUCUGCAGUCCACAUCCAGGCACCAACAACAGAAGCAACUCUUCUUCCUCUUCGGAUCGAGGGAACUCAUCGUCGAGAAAGCCCGUCCGGACGGGGUUACAAAGCCCGGGCUCCGGCGCCCACUGCGGCUCCGUCGGAGCAGUAGGCGGCCGGGGGGCUUUGCUGGGGAGCAGCACCAAUUUGCAGCAGCAGCAGGGUCGCAGGAUACAGCUGGAAGGAGUUCUAAGCAAAUACACCAACCUGAUCCAAGGAUGGCAGAACAGAUACUUCGUAUUAGAUCCAGAUUUGGGACUGUUGCUGUAUUUUGUCAAUGAGCAGGGAAGGAGUCAGAAGCCACGGGGAUCCCUCCCCUUGAUCGGCGCCACGGUGACUGUGAGUGACGAGGCUCCUCACAUGUUCAUUGUCAACUCGGCCAAUGGGGAGCUGUAUAAACUCAGAGCUUCUGAUGCCAAAGAGCAGCGGUUUUGGAUCACUCAGCUCCAAGCGUGUGCCAGGCGACAUUCUGACGGCAGCGCAAAGGUGAGGAAACUGAAGGGCUCAGAUGAACACCUGAGUGUAGAAGAAGCAGGAGGAGGGCAAGACGUUAUGGGGUCAUCCUCAGGUCGCAACCGUAGCUUCUCCCUCCUCCCCCACCUCACGCCAUCUUCAUCACCGGCUUCUCAGAGACAACUGGGCCAUACGUCCUCGCCCGCUAACAUUGUGACAAUAACGCACCACAAGUCCCCGGCUGCAGCGAGACGGGCCAAGAAUCAGUCACCGGGACAACUCCAUGAGGUCAAAGAGAUGAUGUCCCAAGCAGAGGGCCAGCAAAAGAACCUCGUCCAGUCCAUUGACUCGCUACCCACCAAAGGCCCCCUCUCCUGUCUGGACCAGGACCUUCUCCUGCUCAAAGCCACCUCGGCCGCCACCCUCAGCUGCCUGGGAGAGUGCCUGAACAUCCUCCAACAAACCCAGAGCCGUAGCCAGGUGGCGUCCCAGUCUCAGGCCGCUCAGCGCAACCACACGGUCCACGGAGGCCCCAUUGAGGGCAAUCCCAUGUGGACGGUAUUAAAGUCACCAUCAGGGCAGCAGCUGAAGAACGGCGGCCUGACUCCUCUGCGCUUGGCUGAACCCUCGCCAGGCCUCAGGGAAAGGAGCCUAUCACACGGGGCGGAGAUCUUUUUGGAAAUGAAAUCCACUUGUGUGCAGGUCAAGCAAGGCAGCAACCAAGCUGGGCUGGCAGACAUCAGCCCCAGCGAGGAGGUGACGGACACGGAGGACAACGAGGAGGAGGACCUGGGGGUCCUGGACGACCAGAGGAGCGUCAUCCUCCACUUGCUCUCCCAGCUCAAACUGGGCAUGGAUCUCACACGGGUGGUGCUGCCGACUUUUAUUCUGGAAAAGCGCUCCCUGCUGGAGAUGUAUGCCAACUUCAUGGCCCAUCCGGACUUGUUCCUGUCAAUCACAGCCGGAGCUACGGCCGAGGAGCGCAUAGUCCGCUUUGUGGAGUACUAUCUGACGUCCUUCCAUGAAGGACGCAAGGGGGCGGUUGCCAAGAAGCCCUACAACCCCGUGCUGGGGGAGACCUUCCACUGCUCCUGGGACGUCCCUCGUGAUAAAGUCAAAGCAAACCAGGGAUCAUCCCGGGAACCGGGCCGGGGCCCCAACAAUUCCCAAGAGGCUGGGGAUACAACAGGAAGCGGAUACAGGGUCCGUUUUGUGGCGGAGCAGGUGUCCCAUCAUCCGCCAGUUUCAGCUUUUUACUGCGAGUGCUGGGAGAGGAGGGUGUGCGUCAACGCCCACGUGUGGACCAAGAGCAAGUUCAUGGGAAUGUCCAUAGGAGUGUCCAUGGUCGGAGAAGGCGUUCUGUCCCUCCUGGAGCACGAGGAGGAGUACGUCUUCUCGCUGCCGUCCGCCUACGCCCGCUCCAUCCUGACUGUGCCCUGGGUGGAACUGGGGGGCAAAGUCUCCAUCAAUUGUGCCAAGAGCGGCUACUCGGCCGCCGUCACCUUCCACACCAAACCUUUCUACGGCGGCAAAGUACACAGAGUAACAGCAGAGGUGAAACACAACCCGACCAACACCAUCGUGUGCAAAGCCCAGGGCGAGUGGAACGGUACGUUGGAGUUCACCUACAGCAGCGGGGAGACCAAAGUCAUCGACACAAACAAACUCACCGUCACCAGGAAGAAGAUGUGCCCGCUGGAGAAACAGGGACGCACUGAAUCCAGGCGGUUAUGGCAACACGUGACCAAAGCCCUGAAAGACGGCAACAUGGAUGAGGCGACAGAGUACAAACAUCAACUGGAGGAGCAGCAGAGGCAAGAGGAGAGACAGAGGACUUCUGAAAACAAAACCUGGACACCCAAGUACUUCACUAAGGAGGGUGAGGGUUGGAUCUACAACAAGCCUCUGUGGAAGUCAACCUGACACACGCACCUCUUUUCUUCUCAUGGGACACUUGAGCAGUGACGCCCCCCGCCCAGGAGGUCCAACAUGGGUAGCAGCAACCUUAAACUGGAGCCGUGGACUCCUCCCUAUGUCGCCAUGGAGACAAACAGGAAACAAGCAAACGGUGCCAAAGGGAAUGUGGACAAAAAACAUUUUUUUGUAUAUUGUUAUUAGACGACUAGAGUUCUUCUAUUUUUCACUUUCUGGCCUUUUUGCACACUCACCAUAAUCAAGUGUGUUGUCUUAUCAGAUCUUUUAGUUUGUCUUAUCAUUAGCAUUCACCUCAACACCACAAGUCCUUUAUAAAGCACUUUGACCAAGAGAAGAAAUGUACAAUUUUAUACCUUAGAGAUAUUUCAAAUCAGGGUGUUCACUUAUUACUUCUAUCAGAAAAAUCACCGAUACAAAAUGCGGAUAUGAAAUAUGAAUAACAUUGACUUUGAUCUUAAGUACCUGAUUGUGUGUGUGUGCAUUGAAUGUAUACACACCUACCUUGUUAGAUACUAUGUGUGCUUUUUCUUGUAUUAUUUAUAGUUUAGCAUCCAUAAAGGCUGUCCUCUCAUAUCUUGUGUGCCUUUAGUGGGGAAAAAAAUGGGGUUUCUGUUAAAUUAAUUAUCGGAACAUUAAAUUUUUUUGGUAAGCUUAUUGAUGCAGGUCAAAUGACCUGAAAGCAAAUAUAGUUCAACAUCAUGGCUUAGGGGAAGGAUACAAAAAGCUGCAUUAAAAACACUAUCAAAACAUAAUUAUGCUAGUUUCUUCAAUAACAACAACGGCGGCGGCGACAACACUUACAGUGUCCGCCCUCCUUGGGAUGGCUGUAUCUUCCAGCACAAGACGUGUGCUCCAGUCCUGAGGUAAAAAAAAAAAAAGUGCUGACGGCAAAUAAGCAUCUUUGUAGCGAAAUGGAGAGCUAGGUAUCCGCUCUUUCAUCUGUGAAUGACAAGCAGCUAGCAACGUGUCGUGUUAGCUGCUACAAUAAUAUUACUGUAGCUUGGUUAAUAUACAAGUCACUUAUGUAAAUGGAACACUGUCGCCGUUUUUGAGGGUUUUUUUUGCAAGCGCUUUAGCAUAAAUUUCCCAUGAUGUCUGUUGUUAGCUAGCUCAUUAGCUUGUUUCCUCGCGUAGAAUUCACAGAAAAGGGAAAUAAAUGUGUUCAUGCUUCACAUAAAGAUUGUGAAUGAUGGGCAAAAUUCCUCCCAAAAAGUGCACUUCCCCUUUAAGACAAUUUUUAUUUUAAAUUAAUAAAAAAAAAAAAUUCAAGUAAUCGAGUCAAAAAUACUCUAAAUAUGGAAAUAACAUUGGAAUAUUACAAGAACAAAAGCGGCAGUUUUACAGUAAGUUGGAAUAGUCCUAACUUUGACAAAUAAGAAAAAAAAUAUAUUACAUGAGUUAAGUAAAAAUAUUUUUAAUUAUGCAGGGGUGGGGCCAGCGUGGCAAAAAAAUGUAAAUAAUUACAAGCAAAAAUAUGAAUUAAACGUAAAAAUACACAAGAAUACUAUUGGAAUAUUACAAGAAUGUAGCCAUAGUUUUGUAUUAGGUUGUCAUUUUAUAGGAAUUAAGUUGUAAUUUUGGACAAUUAUUUCACUUAAAAGAAAAAGGGGGAAAAAAUAAAUAUUAGGGGAAUUAUAUAAAAAAUAUUUUUAGAUGUCGGGCGCCGAUAAACAGUAAGUCUAUAAUAUAGAAAUAAUAUUGGAAUAUUACAAGAACAAAAGCGUCAGUUUUACAGUAAGUCAGAAUAGUUCCAACUUUGUCAAAUAAUUCAAAAGGAAAAAUAUAAAUAUAUAGAAUAAAUAAUUACAUGAGUUAAGUAAAAAUAUUUUUCAUUAUGCGGGGGUGAAGCCAGAGAAAAAAUGUAAAUAAUUACAAGCAAAAAGCUGAAUUAAACGUAAAAAUACACAAGAAUAUUGUCAAAUAAUUCAAAAGGAAAAAUAUAUAUUACAUGAGUUAAGUAAAAGUAUUUUUAAUUAUGCGGGGGUGAAGCCAGGGAAAAAAUGUAAAUAAUUACAAGCAAAAAGCUGAAUUAAACGUAAAAAACGUAAAAAAAGAAUAUUACAUAAAUGUAGCCAUAGUUUUGUAUUAGGUUGUCAUUUUAUGGGAAUAAAGUUGUAAUUUUGGACAAUUGGGAAUGAUAUAAAAAAUAUUUUUAGAUGCCGGACGCUGAUAAACAGGCUGGGUUCAAACCAUGACCCUUGGGGUACAUUUUGGAAAUCCUUAGGUACAUUUUGGAAAUCCUUAGCUAAAGGUGAGUACAUAAUAUGGUGUUGCUAACAAUUUAAUCCAUUUUUUGUGGUCAUUUUAAUAACUAUUCUUAUUUCAAUAACCCAUUUCAUACAUGAGUAUAAAAUGAAUGUUACUUACCGAUGUUGACAAAACUGUAACAAAUGAAUAAACGGAUGUUAUCAUUUUAAAGUCAACCGCAUGCACCCACCAUCAAAUGAAACACGUGCUCACCAAGACUGAUUGUCCUCAGUCAAAUGCUGCCCCCUAGCGGCCACUCUUUGUAUCGCAGCGGCCGCAAUAACAACAACACAAGAUACUUUCAUUGAAUUGUAUAUUUAAAGAUGACAGAACAAACAGAUCAACAGUGUCAACGCUGAAAGGAAAAAAGAAGUGUCAAAGAAACAUUGCAUCAAAGAAUAACCCCCCCAAAAAGUAAAAACCUGUCAGGGACAGACGGCACUGAGCGACAAAAAAAAAAGGAAAGUGAAGGAAGGGGGUUGUUUUUGUCACUAACCUGAACAAAUGUGAAAAUAAAAUAGAAAUAAGACAAAAUAGGAGGGCACGGAACUUCACAUCACAUUAAGGCUGGCUUUGCACUCGUUUGGAGGCAAGCUGUGACUGACUCGAUGCUUUGGAAGCCUAUAAAAAGCACAAAGACAAAAAAAGGUAAAACCAAGAAAAGCAGGAAGUACAUUUGUACGGCGUGUUAAGGAUUAACCAAAUUUUCUUCAGUCUUAAGAUAUAGUUGGGAUUUUAGGACAUGAAGUAGUCUGACUUACCCAUCGUCCCACACUUCCUCAGUCAACAAUUUGGGUCGGUUUUUGUUGAAGA